GUUGCCAUUCGACCUCUGCGGGGCCUGCGCGGACGCAGCGAGAACCCUGAAAUUCAUUAUGCGUUUAAAACCUUUAUUUAUUUCCGCAUAACCUACAUACUCUCACCGGGAGGGCCAAAGCGGAGAAAAGAAACGACGACGGUCCAUCUCUUUCGGAAGAUACAUCGUUUGCAAAUACAUUAUUUUUUUUGUCGGAGGGGGAUACUGUUGAGAAAGUGAAGAUUCUAAUUUAUAUUGAGAAAAAUGUCCGGUGAGAGAAACCGCAGGUCGCUGGCUUUCCGAGGAGGUGGAUUAGCUGGGUUAACGGGUUCCAGCGGUAUCGGUGGGGGGAACUGUAACAGCUGGGAGGCCCCGGCCUGUCAAGACCGACAUUUUAACGGGAACAGGCCGGAUCAAGAGGAGGACAGGGAUCUGGGGGCGAAAGGACCAUCGGAGAGGAGAGUGGAGGGCGCUGGGUCUGUCAGCGAUAGCACGGAACCCGAGGCGGAGGAAGAAGAGGACCCGGAAGGGGGCAGCUGGGCAGCCGCGGAGGGCGACGAUCGUGUCGGCUCCGGGGAAGGGGAGGACGGGUCCAGGGAGGGGAGUAAGUGGACAGCGGGGAACGGUCCCAACAACGCCGACGGCCAGGAGUCGGGAAGCGGUGCGACGGGAGGCGAGACGGGAUCCAGGAAAUCUGGGGUAGAGAUGAGACCGCAGACGUUGCUUCAGAAACACUCACUAUUCCAUGCUUCGUGGUUGCAAGAAUUUCCAUGGCUCAAAUUUUGCCAGGAGACGGGACUCAUGUCGUGCUCUUGGUGUCACAACAUUGCCACUAAAAACAGCGACGAGCUUGUCAAAGGCAGUCGCAACUACAAACGGGCCUUGCUGCUGAGACAUCACCUGUCUUCUGAGCACGGGAGAAAUGACCCCACCAAACAGGAGAUGGUGAGGCCCUCAGACAACGCCAGCCCCUCCACUAACUGCUCAGAGGAAGACUACCGCAGCAAGCCCAAUGAGAACUCCUACUGUUACCAGCUUCUCCAGGAGCUGGACAAGCAACGCAAAAGUGGCAUCCUCUGUGACGUCAACAUUGUGGUCUCAGGCCAGGUGUUCCGCGCACACAAGAACAUCCUGGUUGCAGGCAGCCGCUACUUCAAAACCCUCUACUGUCUGACCAAGAGUGAGGCCCAGGACCAGGCCACGGUCACGCACCUGGAUGUUGCUGCCGUGCAGGGCUUCUCAGUUAUCCUCGACUUUCUCUACUCCGGGAAUCUGCUGCUUACAAGCCAAAAUGCCAUUGAGGUGAUGUCUGUUGCCAGUUACCUCCAGAUGACAGAAGUUGUACAGUCGUGUAGGGCUUUUAUAAAGGAUGCCCUGAAUAUCAGCAUCAAGCAGGAGGCUCCAGAUUCAGUGGUGGUGGACUACAACAAGAGGCAGAUGGUGGCCAAAGAGGGGCAGAGAAGGCUGGACCGGAAGCCAAGCAACUUCUGGGCCACAAACAUCCUGUCAAAGCUGUCGAUCAAGGCUAGCAACAACAACCAAGGAAAAGAUGCAGUGGAAGAAGAGGACGAAAGUGGCAGGGUGAAGGAGGAGACCAGCGAUAUAGAGGUGACAGUGGUCGGGAAUGAGGGCUGUGCCCUGGUGACCCCUGGAGCCUCUGGUAACUGGACACUCCACAACGAGAACUCCUCUGAUUCAGCAGAGACCAAUGAAACGCGAGCGGCAAGCGCCCAGACGCAGGUCUUCGUCUGGAACGAGUCUGCCACCAGUGGCGCUGCAGCAGCACCCACAGCAUUAAAACGACAGGCACCGGAUGCUGCGGCUGGAAGCGGGCGGAGGAAAAAGCAGACCACCACACGGCGUUUUGUCUACAACUUCCCACCAGAGCCUGAAGAGGGAUUCGAUGAAGGGAUGUUCAUUCAGCCCUCGGCCUCCUACCCCAGAGAGGACUUCUCAUCCCUCUCUGAAAAUGCUGAGCUGGCCAAUCAGAUCCAGUAUAGCAUCAUCCAAGACAUACAGCAAGGAGAGUCCUGGGAGAAUGGCGAGUCCUCACACCUAGCCCUCAAUAAGCUCAAGUGCCCCCACUGUAACUACAUCGCCAAGCACCGACGCACACUCAAGAGGCACCUGAUCAUCCACUCUGGCGUGCGCUCCUUCAGCUGCGACAUCUGUGGCAAGCUGUUCACCCGCCGCGAGCACGUAAAGAGACAUUCCCUGGUGCACAAGAAGGACAAAAAGUACAAGUGCAUGGUGUGCAAGAAGAUCUUCAUGCUGGCAGCCAGCGUUGGUAUCCGCCAUGGCUCGCGGCGCUACGGUGUGUGUGCGGACUGCGCUGACUCUCACCAGGCCACUCAGGAGGGCCUGGAAGGCAUGGAGUUUCCUCGCGACGAAGACUUCGAAGGCGAGGAAGGGGAGGACCUGGAGGGGGAGGAGCCUACCGAUAACGACCAAUCAAAUUGGGGUGAGGGCAACACUGGUGCUGCCCCGGAAAAGGACUGAGAAUUUUAACAAGCUUGAGAAACAAAAUAAAAGUUGAUGUUUAAUAUAUAUGUAUACAAAAACUAGCUGGUAAACAAUCAACUCCAAAGUGCUAUCAAACCUUGAGGUUACUUAAUUGUGCAAGUAUAUGACAAAGAUGGAUUUAAAAAAAAAAAAAAAAGCUUUGGUAGAGUGGGAACUCCAAGAUGUACAGAUUUUAUUAUUGUUCAAAUGUGUCCAACUCUGGGCCCAGAGCCCACAAGAGAAAGAUUCUAACGACGAAUAAUAUGAUAAAUCAGGUUUUUGGUGACGUAUUUUUAUUUCCUGUUUUUCGGGGGGAGAGUUGGGCAGGGUGAUGAUGUAGUUUUUGAGUUGGGGUAAGCCAAUCAACUAAAAAAAAAAAAGAAAUGUUAACUAUUUAAUUUAUGAAGAGAGCUUAUAAUGGUCUUAUCAAAUGCUAUAAUUUUUAUUUCUGUUGUUUUUGUCUGCAGCAGAGGAACGGUAAUGGCUGUUGCUUUCUGCUCAAUCUGAGAGUAUAUUGCUUGGUGCUUGUAGAAGUAAACGGAAGAAGAGCGUUAUUGCCGACAGGAAGAUUUUUAACUUGCUCUGUAGAUCUUGUUUAGAUGCGCUAAAUAUUAUAUUAUUCUUUUCUUUUUUUUUCUUUCCCUGCGCAAAUCUUGGAACCAAAAAAUCUGUUUUGUGACUCUAAUGUAUCACAGCCAUAUUUAUGAUUAAUUUAAGAGGGCUGUGGUAUUAUGCCAAACAGACCGCACACCAAGAUUUAGCAGGAAACAAAAACUACUGAAUACGCUUAAAAAAAAUAAAAUAAAAGACAACGUGAGGGUUUUUGUUAAGCGGGGAAAAAAUUAAUUAAAAAAAGCGAAAGUACAAGGGGAAAUGUUAUUGCUAGCUUUAUACAAAUCACGGCGUCACAGUAACACUUUAUUAUUAUUAAAGAAAAGCAUCUGACUUUCACUUAAAGCUUGAAUUUUGCCAAAUGAUGAAACGUUUGGUGCUGUAAUGCUUGUUGCAGAAUACUGGACCUACAGGCUAUAUAUGAUGUUUAUAAUCAUAAAGCUUAAACUGACUCAGUUAUACAUAUGUAAUCAGCUUAAACUAUAGAACACUGUUGUGCUACGGCGACUAUCAGGUAUGCUUUGCCAUUGUUUUUAAGCUUUUUGUUUUAUUUAAUGCACACACACGUACACAUUCAUUCAUACACACACAGAUUACCAUUUUGUAGAACUACCGGCAGUACUUGUAAUUGACGUUUUGAGGACCUAAGUGGACAUCAAUACCUUUAUACGUUUGUUUAUAUUUGGUACUGAGUUAUAUAGUAAAUACAGUAUAUAUAUAUUUUGAAUCACUUGAACGUUGGUUGUGAGGGAGAAGUGUGCAGAAAAUCAUGAUGUGUGAUGUUUUAAAUCUGAAAGAACUCCAUUUUUCAUGUGUAAAAGGUAUACAAAAUGUCAUCCGUUUAAUUUGAUGUAAGUUUUUUAUUUUAUUUUAUUUUAUUUUUUUAGGUCUGCCAGGUAGAAAAACACUUUGUUCCACAAAAAGUGAAGCUCUAUGGCGCCUCAUAGACAUGCACUUACUUUUGCGUUCAUGAAAAUAAUUUUCUUUUUGUUUGUUUUCUUGCUUCCCCAAAAGCGGGUCUGAAUGGAACUAUAUAAAAACUGUUGUGUCUUUCUUCCAAUGCGCAACUUUUUUAUUAGACAUUUUGUUUUGUUAUUUAAUAUUAUAUAUUGACUCCAAAAUGCAAUCAAGACUGUUAAUUUCUAUUUGUCCAACCAAAAUUGUUGUUUUUAAUUAUUGUUGAAAUAUAAUGUAUGAGAAAAGCCAGGUGAAAACUUGCUUAGUGUAGAAAAUCCUUGCUCGUGUCUGUAAUUGUUGAGAUUUUUAAAUGUUUAUAUGCUACAGAAUCAUUCACUUUACCCUAGAUACAUAUUUUGUUUAAUUUUGUCCUUUCCACAGAUGUUUCCUUUCUCUUUUGUUUUUCUGUUUUUUUUUUUUUUCAUUAAGCACAUAUUUUCUAAAGAAACACGGAUUGUUUGCGGGUUAAAACCUUGGAACAGCAGUAUCUGUUCAUAUGCAGUGGAAUAUACAGUAUGUACUGAAGUGCUAAUGAUACAGACGAUGUGUAACUUCCCUUUACUCUCAGUGGAAGAAGAUAUAUUUUAAGUCAUAGAGAUAUUCAUCCUCUUGGUGUCACUUUUACCUUCAAAUCACUGUGGGAGGGGUUAUAUUACGGAUAUAUAUAUAUAUAUAUAUAUAUAUAUAUAUAUAUAUAUAUAUGUGGAGAAUAUAUGAGAUAAAUAUAUAUAUAUGAAGAAUAUAUUAUUUAACUAGUGGAUUUACUUAAUGGAACACAUUGACAGUCAGCCACAAACCUCCUGAUGUGGUGGUUUAUUUCCGUGAACUUUAACCUUCCGCUCUCUCUCUCUCUCUUCACACUGUGUGCUUGUUCAUCACACCAUCCUGUUGUCUUGUUUGUUCUUUUGAUACUAUUUACCAUCCUACUGAUUUUACUGUAACGAAUGAAACUCAAACUAUGAUGUAUCAUUUUAGAUUUUAUGCUGUAUUUGUUAUAUGGACAAAAAAACAGAAAAAAAACAUGAAAACGAAGCAAAAACACUACAGAUGUAAAGCAGAGGUUUUUUUUCCCCAGCUGUAUUUUUUUACGCUGUUGCAAAGGGUUGUAUUUUUCAAUUUCUCUCGAAGUUUAACAGUGAUGCAAAACUUGGGCCACGCCUCAGUGCCCUCCGAACACAAAGCAAAUUCAGGUUACUCUUUUUACGUUUUUAUCAAAGGUUUUCAAAGAUGGAACUACAUUCUCCUUUUUUCUCUCUGAAUUGUACUACUGUUCCUCUCUAUACUACAUUUUAAGAAUAAAACUUUGAUAUUGCUUUAA
Molecule: messenger RNA, 5368 nt
Organism: Toxotes jaculatrix (banded archerfish)
Lineage: Eukaryota; Metazoa; Chordata; Actinopteri; Toxotidae
Gene: zbtb10
Product: zinc finger and BTB domain containing 10
Exons: 5
Coding region: 244-2478 (744 amino acids)
Biological process (GO): regulation of transcription by RNA polymerase II
Molecular function (GO): protein binding; RNA polymerase II cis-regulatory region sequence-specific DNA binding; DNA-binding transcription factor activity, RNA polymerase II-specific
Source: RefSeq, a predicted model, not a curated record